CGGAAGAACUAGAUGGACUGCAGUUCUCUGGCGUAACACAGCGCUAGGCGCUGCCACUUUUCACUCUGAUCAGAGAGACGGGCAAGCAUUAAGGGAACGGAGGAGGCGUGGCAUGGGUGUGACUAGAACCUAGCUCCUUCCCCGACCCAGAACUGGGCUACGGAGCUAAGGCGGGAUGGCGCUGGCAAGGUCCCCGGCUGAGAUCUUAUGGAAGAGCAGCAACUUCGUUAUGGCCGUAUUCUUUGCAUUGGCGGCCUACGUGCAGAUAAAUGACCCAGAUGCAGAACUGUGGAUGGUUGUAUAUAUGAUACCUGCUAUCCUUACUCUACUUGUGGGAUUUAAUCCUCUGAUCACAGGUAAUUUUAUCUGGAAGAAUCUUACCAAGCUGUACUUAUGCCUUUGUACUUUGGGAGCUGUUAACUUGGGCUUCUACCUCUUCCAUCAUUCAGAAAAGAAUAUCUUACAUGAGGAGGAAGGCAGAGAACUGUUUGGACUUGGAAUCAUUAUAGUAUGGCUGAGUCUUUGUCACAUUUCAACAAAAAAUCCAGUUGGUGGAAGAACUCAAUUGAUUGUUACUAUUGCUAUUUCUCUUUGCCCAUUUAUCACAUGGUUCUACAUAUAUGUAAACAAAGAGAUGCAUUCCACUUGGCCAAUACAUUGCAAGACAGCUAUUUAAAUGAAUGUUAUCAUUCUUUUCAUAAAAGUAAUAUUUUCACAAUUCAUAUUUGUCACAUUAUAUUUGAUUACAAGCUAGUCAAUUAAAUACUUAUUUCAUGAUUUAGGAUAUACUAGUAAAGGGUUUUGAUCCAAGAGCUUUUUAAGAAUGAAUGACUAUAAUGUAGUCUAAGAUUAUAUAGGAAUAAGUCAUUAGAAAUCUUUUUUUUUAAAGAGAAAGUGCUAUGGCAUAGUGGAAAGAAUACUAAUCUGAGUCAUGGGAUUUGACUUUUACUCUGUCUGCACUAUUAUUCUUUACCUGUGAAACAAGUAAUUUAUCUUCUCUAGGACUAUUUCUUCAUUUUUAAUACGGCAAAAAUAUUACUGCACUAUUCACAAAGUUACAAAGUUGUGAAGAAAGCUGUGUUACUUGGCAGCUAGUCAACUUCUUGUUUAUUUCCUCAUCUAAAAAUGGAAGUACUUCCCCUAUCUACCUCAUAAAAUUAUUUUGAUGAUUAAAUAAGGUAAUAUGUGGGAAUUCAAAAGUAUAAAAGUAUUACAAACCUGGGGUAUUAUUAUUACUACUUGGGGGGGGGGGGUUGAAAUUUAAAGAGCAUGUUUAGUGCUUUAGUGAGAAGGCUAAAAGGAAGGGAAAAUGGCUCAGAUAUAUUUCCAAGACAAGAAACAGAAAGUCAAAUUUAUGAAUAGUUCACCUUUGAACUAGUAUAAAAUAGAAGGAGCUCAGGUAUUCAUUAUAAUCUUUACAGGCAACAAAGAAAUGUAUAUUCUGGAAAGGUAAGAAGAAAGGAAGUUUGAUAUGAUGGGGAAAUGUGGGGGCAGAUCAGGAAAUAGGAAAAGGAUUAUCCAGCACGUUAAAGGAGAAACAGACUGAAGUCUGGUCUUGAGUUUUUGUUUAGAAAAAAAUUUAAAUGAGAUAAAGAUGCAGUUUUUUAAGAUUUUCCUAGGAUACAGAGAUUUAAAAAAUUAUAUAGAAUAUAGUCCCUAUAUUCUCAAGGUAUUUAUAACAUGAUAAACAAUAUGAUGUAGUGAAAAGAGCACUUAAAUUGGAAUCACGUCUUGGGUUCAAAUCACUUAAGAAAACAGGUUAUCUGCAGGAUAGAAAAAGAGAAUAGAUUAAGAGCUGAAAAACAUUAAGAGAUCAUCUAGUCUGAUUUUAUUUAGGAGCCUGAGCCCAGUGAAGUUAAGUGACUUGCUUAAACCCACAGAGGAAGUAGCAGAGACAAAUUCCCCAUAUCCUCAGUUACCAAUCCAGCAUCUGUUCCACUAUCCCAAGCCUUAGGUUUUAUGGAAAGUGCUUUGUAAAAUUUAAAGCUGAGUUUGGGAGCAGUAGUCAAAAAACAAUCAUUCAUAUAUAUAUAUAUAUGUAUAUAUACACACACAAGAUGAACCUUAAAAUCUUAUGCUUUGGUUAGUAAAGCGUUCUCUGCUUUUUUCAAAGUGGAAAAUAUUUUACUAUUGUUUGUAACAUCUUAUAAAGACAAAAUUUCAAUCUUAAUAGUUUUCCUUUCACCCUUGCAGUUACCUUCAAUCUUUCCUGCUCUACUGGCUAUUUCCCUACUGCCUAUAAAUAUACCUCUAUUUUCUUCAUCCUUACUUGAUUCAUUUAUUCCCAUUAGCAAUUUUUCCAUAUCCCUCCUGCCUUUUAUAGUUAAACUGCUUGAGAAAGCCAUCUAGAAAAGAUGCCACUUCCUUUCUCUCACUUGCUUACCUUUAUAGUCUGAUUUCAACCUCUCACUCACUUUAUUUUUUACUCUGCAAUCUGGUUCCAACUUAAUUGUUCAAUCAAAAUGUUCUCAUCAAAGUUAUUAAUAUCUUAAUUGUCAAAUCUAAUGACCUUUAUCAGUCCUCAUAUUGGAAUAUAGUAGAUGUUUAAGAAAUGUUUGACUGACUGGUUGGCAGAUAAAGAAUUAUGUUUGACAAUAUCAUAAAUGAUGUGUCAUAUUUUGAGAAACUUUGCACCAAAAAAAAACAAGCUUACUCUUCACAACAAUGGUACCUUAAUAAAAUGUAAUCUUGAUAAUGAGA
Molecule: messenger RNA, 2700 nt
Organism: Antechinus flavipes (yellow-footed antechinus)
Lineage: Eukaryota; Metazoa; Chordata; Mammalia; Dasyuromorphia; Dasyuridae
Gene: TMEM220
Product: transmembrane protein 220
Exons: 6
Coding region: 176-676 (166 amino acids)
Source: RefSeq, a predicted model, not a curated record